CUGCUGAUCCCGUGGCGAUUUUUCCGGCUUUGGGCCAUACUUGAUGGGAUCGAUCCUCCGGAAAACAUGGUCCGCUGUAUGGCUAAUAACUAUUCGGUCCUGGGCUUUUGGAGAAGUUGGCAUCGCAGUUACAACCUCUGGAUCGUCAGAUAUAUUUAUAUACCGUUAGGUGGAACGAAGAACCUGAAGUUUACGACAGUCCUCGUUUUCUCAUUUGUAGCCCUCUGGCACGAUCUGUCCUUCCGCCUUCUUGCUUGGGGGUGGCUUGUUAGUCUUUUCAUCCUGCCUGAAAUUGCCGCUCGCUAUUUUCUCACAGAAAAAGAGUGUGGCGACAGAUGGUGGUAUCGCCACCUUUGUGCGAUCGGCGGAGUCUUCAACAUUCUCAUGAUGAUGACUGCGAACCUCAUCGGCUUUGUCAUGGGGACAGAAGGUGUAUCAUAUCUCCUCGGCCGCCUGGUCUCCGGCUGGGAAGGUGUCCAGUUCCUCCUGUUCACAUGUAUGUGCAUCUUCGUUACAGUGCAGUUCAUGUUCGAGUAUAGCAGGGAAGAGGAGAUGCGCAGGGGCAUUUGCCGUCGCUGUUGA
Phanerochaete carnosa HHB-10118-sp is the source of this 582-nucleotide messenger RNA. RefSeq lists its product as uncharacterized. The record is from RefSeq and is a predicted model, not a curated record. Gene Ontology annotation, biological process: GPI anchor biosynthetic process. The annotation marks the transcript as partial. Gene Ontology annotation, cellular component: endoplasmic reticulum. Lineage: Eukaryota; Fungi; Basidiomycota; Agaricomycetes; Polyporales; Phanerochaetaceae. The transcript has 5 exons.